Botrytis porri is the source of this 477-nucleotide messenger RNA. RefSeq lists its product as uncharacterized. The coding region runs from base 1 to 477 and encodes 158 amino acids. The record is from RefSeq and is a predicted model, not a curated record. The transcript is spliced from 2 exons. NCBI's taxonomy places the organism in Eukaryota, Fungi, Ascomycota, Leotiomycetes, Helotiales, Sclerotiniaceae.
AUGAAUGCUCAGCAGGAACUCGAGAGAGUUGGAAUUCUCGGUGCUACUCUAGCACCUGGAAAUUCUGUCACUGUGAUCCAUCAACAACAUGUUUCGCCCGCACUUUUCAAUCGCAUCAAAAAUCUCGAAUUGGCCAAUAAUGGAGCUAGAGCAAGACGAACGGAGCAGGAAAAUAAGUUUGCAUCUCAAGCAAGCAGAAUACAAAGUCUAGAAAUCCGCUUGCAGAAUCGGGAACACCAACUUGAGAGUCAAGUCAUAGAGAUUAAAACUCUUCAGACGGAGAUCAUAGACCUCAGAACAUCCAGAGAGGCUGAUAUGAUCACGAUCAAGCAUCACGAUCAUCUGAUAAAAAAUCUUCGCGAAUUUCUUCAAAAGAGAGUUCUCAAGGAUAUCACUUCUUUCAGAGAGGCCUCCAAUUCCCAAAACACUAAAAUCAAUGAUCAAGCGCGAGUUGGACGAGAAGUUAGCCUUAUAUAA